Molecule: messenger RNA, 714 nt
Organism: Brassicogethes aeneus
Lineage: Eukaryota; Metazoa; Arthropoda; Insecta; Coleoptera; Nitidulidae
Source: the annotation of a GenBank genome assembly
UAAAAGUGCGGUGAAUUUGUUUUAAUCUGUAAAGUAAUUGUUAUAAUGAAGCCCGAUGAAGUAGAAGACUUUAAAAUUACCCUUAUUAGAUUUUUGUUAAAUUAUUUUACACGGUUUUCAUUGGCUGGCAUUGCUGUGUAUGUGUGUUGGAUACCCAUACAAAAUUAUAAUUAUUGGUUUUCAUGGCAUGUCAUUUUAUGUACAUUUGCGUAUGUUCCCCUUAUGGCAGAGGCCAUAAUGCUAUUCACUGGGGAUGAAAUAUGGAUUACACAAUUAUCAAAAGACACAAAAAAUAAAAUACAUGGUAUUUUAAUAGCAGUUGCUAGUGUUUUUACCAUUAUUGGUAGUUUUGUUUGCUUUUUUAACAUACAACCAGGUUACCAUCUUUAUACUGCACAUGGUAUAACAGGUCUUAUUUCUAUGCUUCUCAUCUUUGUAUCGUUGGGUUUAGGUUGGGCAGCUCAGUACCUAAAAGACCCGCCUGGGAUAAUUUAUCCGAUUCAUAUCAAACUAAGUCACAACGUGAUUGGAAUGCUGGCCUAUUUAUUUGGAUUGAUGAGUUUAUGCUUUGGUUAUUACACAAGAUGGUUUGUUUAUUUCACGACUGUAGAAUCCAGAGCUGUUGCCUUAGUUUUUACAAUUAUUGCUAGUGCUUGGACACUCAAUGGUGCUAUUGUUUCUGGAUAUAAUCAAAUAAAUACUUUUUUUAAUUAG